Messenger RNA from Paramisgurnus dabryanus, 1782 nucleotides. RefSeq names its product serine protease 59, putative (gene prss59). NCBI's taxonomy places the organism in Eukaryota, Metazoa, Chordata, Actinopteri, Cypriniformes, Cobitidae. Gene Ontology annotation, molecular function: serine-type exopeptidase activity; dipeptidyl-peptidase activity. The record is from RefSeq and is a predicted model, not a curated record. Gene Ontology annotation, biological process: proteolysis.
AUGAUCACAUGACACAGUAUCACUUCUCGUUCAAAAUGGCUUUGGGAUGUAACAGGUUUCAGAAAUACCCCGCUAUUCUCAUAAUUACAUUUGUUUUGUUGUGUUUUUCAUGCACUGCUUUGUCCAGAAGAUCGUACAGAUACGGGAGUAACGCGCAUGUUUCUGAAUCUAAAGUGGAGGAUCAAUGGUUCAUCCAGAGACUGGAUCACUUCAAUGGAGCAGACACUCGAGUCUGGAAACAGAGAUAUUUUAUCAAUGAGAGUUUCUAUAAACCCGGUGGUCCAGUGUUUCUAAUGAUCGGAGGUGAAGGUCCGGCAAACCCCGCUUGGAUGCAGUACGGUAGCUGGCUGCUGUACGCGCAGAAACUGGGCGCGUUGUGUUUCCUACUGGAGCAUCGCUUUUAUGGGAAAAGUCACCCGACAGAGGAUCUGAGCACGGCGAAUCUACGUUUUCUCAGCAGUCGUCAGGCACUGGCAGAUCUCGCUCACUUUCGCACGGUCACCGCAGCCUCGCGAGGUCUCACUAACAGCAAGUGGGUUGCGUUUGGGGGUUCUUACCCAGGGUCCCUUGCUGCCUGGUUUCGUCUGAAGUAUCCACAUUUGGUUCACGCUGCUGUGGCGACCAGCGCACCUGUACACGCUACAGUCAACUUUCCAGAGUAUUUAGAGGUGGUGUGGAGAUCACUGGCAGCGGAGAAUCCCGAGUGCCCACUGCUGGUGAAGAAGGCGUCAGACGCGUUGGUGGCUAAACUCGGUGACCCAAAAACCUAUGAUAACAUCACCAAAGACUUCAGGCUGUGCUCUAAGCUACAGAUCCAGUCUAAGAUGGACUCUGCAAGUCUUUUAGAGGCUCUGGCCGGAAAUUUCAUGGAUGUGGUGCAAUACAAUGAAGACAAUAGGGCUUUUGAGGGUGUUGUGGGCACUAACAUCACCAUUAAGGUGUUGUGUGGCAUAAUGUUAGACUCAUCAUUAGGUGACCCGUACGACCGGUACGCCGCAGUGGCUCAACUGAUGCAGAAGACGUUCUCUCAGUCCUGCACAGACGUCCAGUACAAAAACUACAUCCAGGAAAUGAGCAACACGAGCUGGAGCGGCCCAGCAGCUGGAGGAGGACGGCAGUGGGUCUAUCAGACUUGCGCUGAAUUUGGAUUUUAUCAAACCACAGAUUCACCAAACCAGCCUUUUAGUGGAUUUCCCUUACAGUUUUACCUCCAGCAGUGUGCCGAUAUAUACAAUCUGAGCACCUCAUUGGACGAUGCAGUCCAGCAGACCAAUGAGGAAUAUGGAGGAUAUGACAUCAAAACAACACGGAUCGUUUUCCCCAAUGGUUCGAUUGACCCCUGGCACGCUCUCGGCGUAACUCAGGACAUCACAGACGAACUUCCAGCUGUAUUCAUCAAAGGGACGGCUCAUUGUGCUAACAUGUACCCAGACCGAGCAGAGGACCUUCCUCAACUGAGUCUGGCACGGGACCACGUCUUUCUUCUGCUUCAGAAGUGGCUGGCUAAGUGAUGGACGAUCAACAAAGCCAAUCAGAUACAGUUUUGAUGACUUGCAUGUAAUGUAAUGUAAUUUAAUCAGGCAUCAGAAACAACUGUACUGCCACGGUACCAUAGCACUGCAAAUAAAGCAUUUUCUUUCUUUUGAAACAAGAUGAAAGUCAUGUUUGCCUAAUCAGUUUUUAUGCAAUACUGUAUGUUUAUAAAAGAGUAAAUUAAGUGUUUUUCUUCAGUCGCCUUUUGUAUAUUUUGGAAAUUUCUCAAUAAAGCUGCUUUUAAGAGUU